This is a messenger RNA of Spirometra erinaceieuropaei, 15379 nucleotides long. NCBI's taxonomy places the organism in Eukaryota, Metazoa, Platyhelminthes, Cestoda, Diphyllobothriidea, Diphyllobothriidae. The record is from the annotation of a GenBank genome assembly.
AUGCGUGCCGCGAAGAAACCCGUUGACGUAAAGUUCAUUUUUAUCUUUUGCUAUUCGUUAGCCUCUUCAAAAGAAAAUACCUAAAAACCCGAGAUACGCGGAUGUAGUGUCCUCGAUAAACACGGGUGCCAGCUUAACAAGCUACUUAAGGAGAGUAGAUGAAUUUAACGAAAGUAAGUCACUGUCCCCACUAAUUUCCACAGAUUACAAGAUCAAGCCGGAUGAAAUAUUUAGAAGAAUGAAAAUGACUACUUUUGUCCAACUUGUUGUGCAGGUUGCCGAAGUCAAUGGCGUCGGUACGCAUACAUAUUUGCUUAAUUCAUAUCUAACCUCUAAACCUGAAAGAAGUUGCAAGAUGUGUAUAUGGUGGACGUAGGACAAGCUUGCAGAAAUAUUGUGUGAAAGUUUAAAAAUAGCCUACAUAUGUUUAUUUGGGAAAAGGGGCAACAUAGUCAUUUUAUAAGUCGAAAUGGGAAUACUUUUCUUUUAUUGCAGUACUGCAAUAAACGUUUAUGGUUUAAGCGUUUAUACCAUAAACGUUUAUGGCUUCGCCUCUUGAAUAACUCGCCUACUGUUGUCACAUACCAACAGGUUAGCCAUUGAGGCAACAAACCACAAGUCAUCGUCUUACGGUUUGUCGUUUUGUCUUUCGUCAAAUGAGUGUGAGAAGAAAACAGCAUGAAAGCUUUCAUGCUGUUUUUUCUCAAAAUAUAACAUUCAGCUCAGCUCCAAAAAAGUCGGAAUAACUCUUGCCGGUCGGGCUUACCUUCGAGAACUGCAUAGUCCUUGUGAAGGAUUUCUGCAAAUGUUAAGAAAACUUGCACUUUUUCGAUUGACAUUAUUUAGUAGGGUUUUCUUACCAAGGUCUUGAGGGGUGCCACCACUGAUUGAUGGUUAUUGGACCUUCUAUAUGUGCGAGGUAUUUGCGAUAGAUCUGUCACUGGCACUGUCUAUGCGAGACGUACGGCCACAGUUCUUUGACGUCCCAGAGGUCUCUGUGGUUCGUAAAUGUACUGCAGCCUCUCGCCUACGGGUUGCAUACCGAAGACGCACAUUUAUUUUACCCACUGCUUUAUGAUAAAUGGCUUUCCGUUAAUACUCCAUAACGUGCCUCUGAAUGUUGUUUGCUACAGCAAACAACAUUCAGAGGCACGUUAUGGUUGUAUAUGGUUGAUAACAGCUGCCUGUUGAGACUCGCUCUCAGUAUGACAGUGAAGAUUUCUGGCAUCUGGGCCCGCUAUACCUAAUCCAUACUAGCAGGACGGUGUGCUCGUUUUUCUGUGCUCGCGCGUUUUCUCAGGUAGCACUGGUUGUCUGUCUGUCAUGGGCUAGUUAGUAUGACGCUGUGGAGCUGAAACCACAUGCCAUACCCAGUCAGCGUUACCGUAUGCUUAAAGCAGAAAAAGCAAGUAAUGUGCCAACAUCAUGCUCGCUCAUUCUAACAGAGGUCCAUUUAGUUGCGUUAAAACUGCAGACUUUUUGUUUCAGCAACUGGCGAAGUGGAUGCCGUCCCUGAAGACAGGAGUGCAACGACUGCUAGUGUGGAGGAACCGUCCAAAGUGCGACCAAAGCUUGAAUCGUAAGGCCGUUUGAUUUCCACUUUGCUUUCUCUCCGCCAAAGUUUUCUAUUCUCCGUCCAUGUUAUUAUUUAAUUCUUCGGUACAACGAUAUAUAGAGUUGCCCCAGUGAGUAACCUUUAGCUCCAUGUAAUGAUACUGAUUUACAAAGUCAAUCAGCUGCUUUGAGUUUUGGACACCCGGCAACAAUAAUAUUGUUUAGACCUGCUUGCCUUUUCCUGUCAGGGAUUCCCAGGUAUAUAGACUCUUUGUAUGGGCAGCGAGCGCAAAGGUAAUUUUCAGUUUGCUAGUAAACCUUUUUGCGCUAGCGAAGACCACAUUUUCAUCUAGUUAAGGCGGCGUCUCUGUUUGAAAUGUGGCCUUAAGUAUUGUAUAAUUCGCCUUGAUCUGUUCAUUUUUUACUCCUGUUAUCUAAACGAGGUGAACUGCGUCCGUUAUACAGAUUUCACCAAGGACAACCCUAAAUGAAACACGACAGAGCAGUUUACAACUGAUAGUCUUCAGGCCUUUCAGAUUUUUAGUGUUGAUAAUCGGACUUUCCGAAGAAAAUCCAUCAUUAAGCCCUCCCCUAACAUAAGGGAAGACGAUUUUCAUAAAGCGAUCUACCCGCGGAAAGGAUAAGUACAAGGCUACUCCACAGACAAUAAUGUACAAGUUUGGCAUGCCUUAUUCAAGGUCUGGGGCGCCACAGCUGACAAGUGUUUGAUUUUCUUUAGGGAUCGUUCAUUUAUUAAAACAGCUAGAUUGGGUAGCUAGAUAGGGCAAACUGGAUUUUUUCCUGGAAACAUGUCAACAACACCUUAUUUAGUUUGUUUUUGCACUUCAGUUUGUUUAUUUGCUUAUUUCUUUCAGCGGUUUCGCCUUUUUACAGUGUUAUUCGUGGGAUUGGCGAAAUAGACGUGGUUUCGGACCGUUCACCGGCACGCUCUUCCACGGCUUCUCUCUUGGGUGACUGCGUCAACAAACCGUAUCUCUUGCUUGACGUUCGUGACAGCGAUGAUUUUGAUAGCUGUCAUAUUAUCGGGGGUAAGUAUUUUGUCAAUUGUACCAUAUCACAACGUCUGUUUUUGGCAAGAAGAGAUAUUUACACAGUUUAGCUAUUAUAUUUCGAUGCGCUGGGGCUCUUUUUUGGAACAUGUUUCUUGGCAAGUUUGGGUGACCAGUGUGAUAAAAAUGUAAUGAUUCCGAAGGAUAAGCUUUAAAACAGAUAUUCUUUACACAUCUAUACUUUGGCUGACAGUUCUCGAGGGAACCCAACUCUACUUGAUUGUAGAUCAAUAAUCCCUCCGUUCAGUCAUACGCCAAACCUCAGAGGUGGGGGGGCUGGUUGCAGUUUUCCUACUCCAGUAAAUGUGUUACGUCUGCACGGUGACUAAACCACCUAAAUGCCGGAAUUAGUUAGGCAUUGGAUAUUUCCAGUAAUAAAUCUGUCAUCGUAUGAAAGUCGACUUUUUGAAUAUUUGUUUCAGAACAAACGGGCGACUGUCCGCAUGACCAUGGGCACUUUGCAUCAAUCAUAGGAUAUUGUUGGAGAAAAUUAAAGCCUGUAAUAAUUGAAUCAAAAUUUUGCACUUCUCAGCUAAUUUGUCUUUUAAAUGAACUUGAAUUAUUUGUCCAGCCAAGUGUCUGAGUUAAUUUUCCUUCCUGUGCGUAACUGCUAACAUGUAGUGUUCUCCCAUUCACGUAAACAACUGUAUUUCUGCGUAUCGGUUUUAAAUAGCUCGAAAGGCAAAAGUGGGAACCUUUAGCUCCUGUGGAAAAGAACGGAUUUUCUUCAGCGGAAUUGACACUCAUAGUUUCCAUGCUUGGACCGUUGAAGGAGUUUAUCCCCUUCAAUAGUAACAUGUUUGGCUAUGCCAAGCGUCGACCGCUAGUGUUUGUGGUUGAAUGCGGAGUCGCUCCGUCUGGCAGUGAAGUCUUUAUGCAUGCUGGCUGGAGCAACACUAAUGUACCGGUUCGCGAAGUCCUUAUCAGCUGUUUAUAUCGAAGUAGACUCCUGAACUGUUGCGGACACGGACUGAUGUCAUUUUAACCGCCUGCCUUCCGGUUGUGGACAAGGCGAAGCAGUUGAUUCUCACUCCUCACCGCCAAUUGUAAUUCAAUUAUUAAUUAUUUCACUAUUCUCACGGCAACCGUGUGUAACUACCUUACAUUUCCUUGUUUAAUCUAAUAAACAAUACAAGAUUACCCUCCUUUUUGGGGCGUGUGCCCAUCAUUUAAAUAUGAUAAACAUGCGUUUCCACGUGCUCUUCGUCUGCAUUACUUCACGUUCGACUCAAAGUGCGAUGAGUCCGUUUCCAACGAAGAAAAAACACGACUGACCUGCGGUUGGACCACCAAAUCCGCCUAACUACUAGUUUUCCCGAGUCUAACGAUAUACUGCCGAGCGAUUCUAAAAUUUCUGGAAGUAUACUCACGGUUCUGAAGAUAGCACUCGCCUCUAUGUUUACUUUUGAGGCUUCCUCCUAGUCACGAAAGUUUAGGUGCCUGUUGUAUCAGCUGGUUAGUGAGGAAUAAAACUGGCCAACAGGUAAACUAGUGUAGGCAAUCGAUCCUUUCCCUCAUAUAACUUCGACAUCAAUAUUUUUAGUAGUCUUGUCCCUCGUGAUUACUCGGGCACGUUUUUGGCUUAAACAAUUUUUACCCUUUCUCAAAAAUGCACAUUUCUGGCGGUCAUUACUCCUUCUUUUCAUCGGAGCUACGUUUUACCCAUAUUUUGGUGUCUGUUGCUCCUCCAUUCGUUUUCGGACUCAGGUUUAAGGCUCCUUUAGUAUUUGUGCUAGUAGUAUUCAAGGUUUGCGCGUUCAUUAAGGAAACUCCUAUCAACCAAUUUCAGUGGCUAAAUCACCUUUUAAGGCUUAUAUUGUAGUAUAAACUUGCAAACACAUUGUUCUCUCAUUAUUUCAGCCCUUAACUAUCCGGCUACCAUGCUCUCCAGGUGCAUGAACUUUGAGACGCGUGAGAUGCUUGCAUUUCGAAACAGACCCAACCACAUAAUUAUCGUCUACGAUGAGGAUGAACGCAUCGCUCCGCGGGUGGCAACCAUUCUGACUCAGCGUGGUUACGACAAUGUCUACCUGCUUGCUGGAGGACUUAAGGUUUGUCAAUUUUCAUUUCUAGACCUGUUGUAGUUAAGACGGUUACAGAGAGAGACUGUUCUAGGAUCAGUGGAAAGGCAGGGACCCCUCAAAGGCAUGACCUGUAUGGUGGCCUAUCUGCUGCCUACGCAACUCUUUCACGGCUGACAGAAUUUGUAAUGACCGUCGGUCAAGACUGGCUGCGAAAUAGGUAUGCCGGUGUUUGUGACGAGUAUGUGGCCGCUGACAAUCAGAGUUAGAUGAUGGCCGUUCGCACGGCAAAGCCUGUAGAAACUUGAGAGUAAAACUACUUAGAUCUCAAAAGCUCUUCAAUUAAAAAAAAUUUGUAAAUUUUAUGAAAUAUGGCAGUUCAACAGUUCGCUGGUCUCAGGACUCAGAAAGAGAGAGAGAGAGAGAGAGAGAGAGGGAGAGAGAGAGAGCUAAAUAACGUGAUUCCCCUCAUAUGUGCAUACUUACUCAAUAGGCUGUGCCAGACCACUCUGCUUCAGUAGGCCAUGGUCUUUGUAUUACGGGGGCGCUUGUUGUGGCCCCUUUACAGAUGUUUACCUUGUUCUUCCAGACUGGUCAAAGCUGUUUAAACCACCCAGGAAAAUUAACCAAAUCGGGUUUUCCUCUGUCCUAUCUUGGUGGCAGUUCGAUCGUCGUUUUCGACGAUGCCCACUGUGUGCUCCACAGCAGUGUGGGAGCGAGGACGGUGACUUACUCGUGAAUUAGCUCAUGCUGAUUGUACACUUGCGCAGCACCUACCACACCCUCCUCCCCCAGCUAGGUUCGCUGUCAUGACAGAGCCAGGAAGACCAAAGGCUGAAGAGGGUGCAGGUGACAGGCAUGGCAAAAGCCCUCAUCUAGGCGUGCCACCACACCCCCUGCUCCACCACGUACAACUGACCAGGGUUUUACACAACAAAAAGAAGGAAUUCGACUCUGAUCCCAACUGAAUGGGAGUGCCAUAAAGGCCGCAUUAAGAAGCAACCAUUGCAGUCUAGCUCUCCGUCCUCGGAGGAGGACAGAGCUAUUUCAUCGGUUGAGUCUUUCAAGCCACGGCUUUUACACACCGUAAUAGAUUCGAGCGUCUCGGAUUGUUUGUAAUGAGGAAUAUGCGUUGAGACCGUCGACCUCACACUCGUCUCAUAUACUGCCACUAGUCCGCUGUCCGAGCCGGCCAAACAACUGAUGCUGAGAUUGGGAGAGGCGACUGACAGAGCUAAAAAUAGUCCGUCUGCGCGUGCCGCACACGCGAUCGGACCCCCACGCACACGCACUAGCAUUCCACAGAGGGGAUAGGUCGACUAGGUCUCGCAUGAAGCACUGCGGCAGCAUUGAGGAGCCGAAGAACAGACUUCUCCCUUACGCGGGAGGUGCCUGCGUCUUGUGAUGUUGGAGGUCUUCAUUUGCGGCGCAUGUGUUGAUGGGGAAUGUGUGGGGAUGUGGUCUAAGCUAUAGGCCCACGUGGGGACGCUUGUGACUGAUAAGGCUCAUGCGAUGGCUAAAUGUGAGAGAGCAAUAUGGACAGUUGGGGCGAUGGCAGUGGGUGUAUGUUAGUGCUCUAGGCACCAGUUCGCCAUUCUCUGUGCGACGGAUUCGCAAGUGAAUGGCCAGACUGUGCAUGUCGUGCAUGUGUCGUGACAGUAUAGGUAGGAUAGAAUGGGAGCUGCUGAGUCGGUUGGGGUCCCUAUGCUGCUAUUGGACGUCGCGCUGGCUGAUGAGGAGUUUCUAGGCCUAGGGAUGUCAGAAUUGCUCGAUGUGCAAGGUAUGCUUGGUGUCGAUAUUGCGGUGAAUUCCGCUAUCGCGGAUGCCUAUGGGACCGGAUAGGCACAAGCGGUGAGUGAGCAGUGCAGACAAUGAAGGCGAAUGCGGAAAGCAAGUUGCUGAUAUUUGCGUUAUUAAACAAGUCCUGGUGUUCACGACGUACUCGUCCGAGAACGUGCAGGGCAGUGGGGUCGAUAGCGCCCCUCAGUUGAGACCACCGAGUCUCCACGGGGUUUUCAUCUGCAGCUCGUAGGUAGUUCAGCUGAUUAUUGGAACCGAUGUGAGCAGGCAAAUUCAAUAGAACAUUAUUUAUAUAACCUGGUGGCCACCCGAUUUGUGGUCCCCUGCGAGGUUUCAAUCGAAGCCCUCAUCCAGGAAAGGACAAGACAGUGACCGUCUGGCGUCGACGUCGCUGAUGGCCUUUGUCGCCAGCACGUCCUGUCGAUAACGCCUUCGGACGAGAGCGUAGUCCAUCAGCCUUCAGCCCCGCGAUCAGGGGUGCAUCCAGGUUGCGUGGUUCCACAUCAAAAGGCAGGUGCUGAUGAGGAGCGGUCGGCGUUCUGCGGAGGUUCGCAAAAGGAGGAGGCCGGUGUCGUUGUAGCCACCGAAACCAUGGAGACGCAACACCCCUCCAGACAAAGGGGUCUGUCCCGACCCUGCCAUGGAAGUCACCAAGGGCAUUCAACCUGUCCGCCUUCGCCAUAGUCGUCAGAAGGACGUGCAGGUCCUUGUUGAAUUUGUUUUUCGUCUCGUCGGAGCUGGUGAUUGGGGGAGGCAACAUAGGCACUGAUGAUGGUGGCGGAUUUGGCUCACAAAAAAGCGGACAGGACAAUGAGGCCGUCGUUGAUGCCCGGCGGCAGACAGGACAGUUGUCCCACGAUGUCGUUCCGGAUGCCAAAGGCGACGCCAGCUUCGCGUCGUUCUGCCCUCGAUAACCUCCCCAAAAGAAGUUGUAGCUGGCACUCACCUCCAUUUGGCAUUGUUCGCAGAAACGGGUGUCGCUUAGCGUAGCGAUGUCCACUUUGUGGGGCGCCAGUUCCCGAGCGACUUACACCGUCUUCCAUUCCGGUCGGCGGUCUCAUAUUUUCUAAAAGGGAGCGAAUUCCAGGCCCCCAGAGUGAGCGGACUCAUCUUGGCAGCCUGUAGAGUCGGGCGGAAGAGGUCUGGAGACGGAAGUUGUUUUGGCCGUGAGAAGUACAUCUUCGAGCCACGAUCUGCGUGCGGAUGACGUGAUUUCAGCAUUUGUUUAAGGCAGUUUCCCUAGCCCCUUCCCCCAUGUGGCGGUAAGCAGUGCUGUCCAGGAAUGCAGCUGCUCAGACAUCCCAGGCGGCUGCCGAACUCCACUAUGGGUCACGGCUUGAUUUACUGGGAGAACGACUUGAGUUAGCCUGGAUCGCCUACGGAAUUGCAUGUCGCCUUCUCCGUAGGACUCCUUGAAGUGGAAGAGGGUGGGGGGUGGGAGAGAGGGCUAGUGAGGAAGGGGGAGGGGAGGGACGGGAAUUGGGGCCGAAUUGCCGACUAUGGGGACACAACACAGGUUACGCCCAUCUGAUUUACCUGCCGGUCGAGGCGGUUACCGAGAUGUGGCCGCUAGGCAAAGCCCAGCUUCAGGGAGCCACGGAUGAGAGUUUGGUGCCAGUCAAAGACCGUGAGGAGCAGCCACCAUUUGCAUGAUGCGACCUACCACCCCUGCCAUGGUGCCCUCUCCACCUGGGCACCCGUACACCUCCUCCCCUCCCGCCUGGUACAUAAGCUCUUGAUGUUAUGUACAACUUCCGCAAUCUGAUUUCGAACUUUCCGCCAGAGACGGCGAAAAUGCGAGCACCGAGUCAUCCAAACGCUCGCGUUCCCCAUUUCGUUGCCUCACUAUCUAGAGUCCGUGUGAGAUCAGACGUGCGCUGUCAGGCAUCACAAAUGCCCUGGAAACCGUCAAUCGCCAUGCGGCAUUUGGAGCCAAGAUUACACAUACGCCCGACAAGAUCAAUGCUAAGUCCGAGGCCAAAAUAUCCACUGCCACGGGAGCACUCCUCGAGCGCAAUUCUCAUUAUUUGGCGUCCUCGCACUCAGAACAACUACGCCUGGAUGACGAACGGAUCGCCACGAAAGGCGAUGAUUGUACGUGCAUCGUAGUGGACGGGAAAGGCAUUACUUAGGAAGUUGUGAUUCGCCAGUCAUAAUGCAGUCACACGUCCAAGUUUGUAUGAAGCGGGGAAUAGGGUAUAUCAGGCGAGACGAUUUGUUCCAUACAGUGGCCAUAAUUUAAUUUCGGCAAACAAAACGCUGGCAAGACCGAGGCUCUUUUCAGACGUGUGUAUGUACGCGUAUCAGCACAUGUGCUCCAAAACGGGUCUCGCGAACGUGUUGGGCUGAGCAGUCGUCUCAUGGAACGCAUUUGUCGGACUCCACUGAAUCUGCAUACGUCUUUAGUCAUUGCCUUAUGUGUAGAUGACACAGUAAACGGACUGGAACCACUGGUGCAGGGAGCGGAAAGACGGAGUGGGGUGGAUCAAGCUCGAAUCCAGCACUAAAUCUCUCGUUACAACUUACUGAAGUCGUCAUAAACCACCGAAGUUAGCUGUACUGAGCGUGCAUCAAAACUGCCGUGCCGUGCAAACAGUUGUGACUUACCUCUCACAUGCGGCGAUCUGAAAUCCUUCAGAGGUUUGAGACGACUCCGUGCGUGACAUGCUGUUUAAUUGCAUCAGACAGUACGCCCUUGCCCACCCCCGGUCAUCUUCAGUCUUGUUAUCGAAAGAAUGUGUGAGUUAGAAGAUUAGAGGGCACAAAUCUGCUUAGCCAUAAACAGGUUUGGGCGCAGAUCACGGCUGAGCCCACAGGAAGAAGUGGUUGACCUCGUCACUAGCAACGAUUGGGCUCUUGAACCAACGUGUUAACCCAAAUUUUAAUUCGAGCGCUUUUGCGAGGCAUGUUUUCAUAAGCGCGUUGAGUUUAUAUCUGUGUAUUUUUAAUGUCGACCAACAUAUCAGUAGGAUCCUGUAGUGCUCUGUUGUGGCGUCACGAUGCUGGCAACCAGAAGCUCAGCACUAAAAUACCAGAAAAAAAACUGCACGGCCGUGCGGUGCAUCGGCGGCGUCAAUCAUAGCUUCCCAGCCCGUCAGCAAGGGUCCGCAGUCCCGUCAACCAAAUGCCGCAUGUUUUAAUUGCGCAGGCUGUACCAUGAAAUCCUGUAGCAGACUCCAGAAUAACUCGAGGGGGAAGAAACCGACGCGUGGCUACAUCGUUGGUGCCCACUUUCGCACGUACGUCGGGUUCCGUCGUCGAAAGUUUGGGGCUUAUUUUGGUGUAGAGUGGAUGACCUUCGAGAACUGACCGAGCCACUUGUUCGUGACCUGCUGUCAUGGUGUUGCGGUGUUAACAUUACUCUGCAAUGUCGAAGAUUAAAUCCUACUAUUUUUUACACAUUUGAAAUCAACCCGCUUAUUAGCUGAUAAAUCCCUUCGAAGAACUUUAAGUUAUACCUUGAAACUUAAAAAAUGUGGAUAUUAACAGACACUGGAUCACCAGGCUCAAGUUAUCCUUGUCGGGGAGCACGUCUAGCUCAGAGCGUGAGGAGGGCACAAACACAGUUAGGGCUUCUUGAAUGUGAUUUCCAUGUAGAAAAUGGCACUCCAGUGUAGACUGUUGCACGACAUUGUGACGACUAUAACCGGCAAAGUUAAGCACCAGCAGAAAUGAAUUCGCUGUCUGUCUCUUCAAGUAGUCAAUCGCAUUCACAGACAGUAAAGCCUUAGCACUGGCAAACGCUGCCUUUGUGCAGCUUAACACUUACUUUAGUUGUCUAACUGAUGGCCGAACAACAGGAUCUUGGCCAGUUCAUGAAAAUACAAUCGUUGACACAGCAACAAGUCAGGUUAAGGGCACCAUCCAUGGUGUCACCUUCGGGUUACACGACGAACACCUAAGCGUUCCCUUACCAGAAUGUCGUCGGAAGGCUGUGUUCAAUAGCAUCGUAUUUUAGUAAAAAAACCAGUUGAGUAAGUUUUGGUCUCAGUGUCAUAAAGAUGCGUUCCCCAAUUUGAAGGACGCAAUGAACACUCGUCAUUUCUUUUCAUUAAACUGCCAGCCGAGCUCGACCGGCAGUUUGAGAAGCGCAAAUAAAUAGGUAAUGGAGUCUUCUAUGAUUUUAAUCCUUCGUCAAUAGUUUCGGUUGUGCAUUUGUCCUGCCUAAAUCAUAAGAUUACCUGACAAGGCUCAGAACCAUACUGAUUUCAUCGCUAGCGCAGUCAAUAGUGAGAAGCAUGACAACUGUUUCGCUGAUCUGUAUUAACACUGAGAAACUACACCCACCAUCUGAUGCGCCUGUUCCCUUUGUGGGCUGAAGUGCUUGUGACAUUCACUGAACGGAGUGACUCACCAUUCUGAUGUCACGGAUACUAAUUAAAAGCUCAGACACGUUUUUGUUGAUCUUGCGUUGUUGCAUGACGCAUCUGCGAGGGAUCCGGUUCAUCAUCGUUCCCAUGUAUUUUCUGGUGUUUAUUCCAAUAUCCGACGAAUUCAAUUUUCCCAAAAAAUUAAUGGACGAAGUCGGAGUAGAUCUUUCAUAACAAACCUUUGCAGGCUCAGUCCUUAAGUUGGUAUGAAUAUUCAAGCUGCGAUCUACCAGUUUCAGCAGAAUAACAGUGUAAUAUUCAUAAAUUGCCUACGAAGACUUCCGCGGUGCCAUUGGCGCCCUGCCUUGUUCUACUUCUCAUGGCCGAAGCUGGCCAUUUAAACCUCGAUUGUCCUUUGCUGUGAAUCUUUGAAUAUCUACCCUGUAUUUUCCUUUUUUGAAACCCUAGAUUUAUUUAUAAGUAAACUACACACAUUUUUGGGGCAGCCCAAAUUUCCUAAUUGUUGCGAAUUCAAAACUGAUCAUAAGUGUCUGUAACUUACCUACUUCAACCGUAGGUGUACUGCGGUGCUAUUAUGAAAGAAUAUUGUCUUGGAGCCUUGGUUAGAUUACUCAGUGAACACAUACGUUCAUUAAGUGGUCGUUCCUUUGGUAUAGCGCUCUAUAUUUAUGCCACAAUUAGCACCUGUGUAGAGAGUCGGUCGCUUUACUGGAUUCUGACGCCUAGUAGACUCAAUGAAUCAAGGGAUUACGGCACUUGCAACUAUCACUUAGGACAGUUUUUAAAUCUCCCGGUUGUUUUACAGUUUGCUCCACAGCACGAAAUAUUUGGAGACUACGAUCAUCUUCGAUAGAUGGGAUAUAAUCAGUAAUUUUGUCCACAUUUAGGUAGCCUGGAAGCUCUUUCCUAAAGGUCUGAUUCUUGGGGACGCUCCACCAACUCUCAAGGUGAAACCCGGCAAACGACCAUCGACUGAGAAAAACGUCCUUCGGCUUUCGUCGGCCUCUAGUGUCGCGUUCAGUGACACCGCUUCGGUGCGAAGCACCACAACGAGUGCCUCCACUCGACGACGUGUCUUGCCUUCCUUCGAAACCUAUGACAGCGUUGGAUCGCGCGGAACCCCAAAUGGUGGGGAGGAAUUUAAAAUGCUCGAUUUGGCGCACUUGUCUCUGUCGUUGGAUAACCUCUUGACCAAUGGUAUGUAUUUUGAAGGACGCUUAAAUCAUGUCGGCCAAAUGUAAUCAGAGGAAGUAACAAAACUAUAACGUCACUUCUUCCUGACUAAUGGUCAAAUUUGAUCCUAAACAUGACGGCUGGCGCCCUUCCAUGUAUACUUAUUCCUCUGGAUGUCCCUGAUUGCUUUCUCCCGUUUACCAGGAAUGGCCUGAUUUUGUCUCCUGAAAGACGUCUUACACGUAGGCUUAUUCGUCAAAUACAUUCUCGGACGGAAGUAGCAGUUAGGUCAUUGGACCAGUGCACUUGUAAAUGGCAUCUUGUGCAUGUACCUGUUGACAAGGCUGUGCGGGUAGGCAUUCGUUCUAAGCACCCGUCAAAAGUUUUGUAAUUCGACAAUCUUGUCCUCGCUGCAGUACGUCCCAGUAUACUGAUAUAGCGUCUUUACGCGACUGUGCUUGUAGGUGAUUGGACAGUCGCUGUUGACACUUAGUACUUGCUCUGUAUUUUCCACCUUCCUGAUAAAUGUGCUUUCUAGGUGACCACAAUCUUUGCGGCGGACGAGGACAUCAAGGAAGGCAUCUGGUUGUUCCUCCUUUGUCGUGAAGAGUAUGUUUAGAAAGAUGGUUCAGAUGUCCUUUGAAUGUCAACACCUGAUCUCAUUCGGUGACUGCGAAAGUACCAUCCGCAUACCGCGCCCAGAAUUUUAGCUUGGGAUUCGGAAUACUGAUGAAUCGUGCCGAUGCAGCGUCACCUCAGCUAUGAGUCCUGAAAUCGAUGAGGCUAUUGGUGUGCCAUUCUUCCGUUCGUAGAUUGUUCCGUCGGACAUGAAGCAUGUCUUGAGACAACACUUCAGGAUUUGGAUAAUUCAGGCGUGUCCGAGGCGAUUCCAUGUUUCAGUACAUUUGCUUUGGCAAAUUAGUUCCAUGGCCUUGACUACCAAAGUAGAAGUAUAGAGAGAAACGCCAUAAACGGAUACUUCGAGCUCGUUUGUCCGGAGACUUAUCUAUUUAAAUUUCUUCAACAGUUGUGUUGACGAACAGGCUGUGGUGUCUGUAGCAGCAGAGAUUUGGGACGCCGGAAGAGCCACUUUGCCCAUCCAUAUGUUGGAGCGCAUUUGACUGAUACGACGGAUCGGAGAUAAGCGCCUUCCUUGUGCACUUUUGAAGGGCCGUAGAAUUGGACCAAGACUGUUUCUUAAGCCCUCGAAAUAAGUCCGUCGAUUGGCACUAAUGCACCUGAAUUCUCCAGUGCCAAAAACGUUGUACUGAUUUUACGCAGUCUGCCCUGCCCACUACGACAGUGGGACGCCCUUUGUCCACGGGCAGCCAUUAUUCAAAACCACUGAUGAAGUUGAGGUACUAGCCCGGACGCAGACGAGUAAGCAAUCGUCUCGCCAACUACGACCGUUGUUGGAAUAUGCGGGAGCUUUUAAGUAUGGUAUUUGGUGGUAGGACAACUGCAUCCUAUAAAUACGGCAUCUCGCGCGUUCAUUAUUAUCUGCUACUGUCUCAUGAGGGGUUCGUGUGAGAAGCUGAGAAGUUAAGGCGGGUAAAAUUCCCUUUCCUGCCGUUGCGCCUCAGCUGCUCCCUGGAACCCGUCCUUUCGUUUUUAUUGGCAAAGUAGGGGAUCUUGACGGACGGCGUGCCGUGGUACACUCUUAAUUUAAAAUCUCCCGCGUCCAUUAAAACAUCAAAAUCAGAACUUGAAGUCCAGUCGUUUCCUUGGCCCGGCCAAUUCCCGAAUUCGAGUCAUAUAGAUCAAGUCUUCGGCAGCGUGAAUGCGAUUGUCCCAUGCCAUGUUUUAAAGACUUUCAAAAAGUGCGUUAAGAACAUGUGAUUCCAGAGUAUUACAUUUUUACUAAGCUAGUAAUUAUCCUAUUUCUAUGCUAAUAAUAGGUGAACUUGGGCUCAUUUCUCCGUGUUUUAUUUAGCAGAACGUUCUAGGUAUAGGUAGCUCAUUUGAAAUACACGAGAACGAUCGUACUAUUACGUUUAGUCAGUGCAGGGGUGAACGGUCUAAACUUGUCUACACUCUAAUAGGGGCUGUCAGUUUUUCCGACAUCUUUCCAGAAGGACAGUGAUUCCAGUUUAGUUAUUCUUUUUGAUUAGAUUUUCUACAACCUCACAACUGCUCUUGCUUAGCUUUAUUCGGUAAAAUUGGAGGCUGGGCAAAUGGCGGUUUUAGUUCUAGGACUCGAAGCCGAACCUACUCCCAUCUUAGUUGACCAUUUUGGGGAGCAUUUCAGUAUACACCCUUUUCGGUCAUCAUUACCAAAAUCCUUAGAUGUCCAGUUUGGUUAACGACUCGAAGCCUUUCUUCAUUCCUUCAAAAGGGUCAACCUUCAAACCUCACCGAGAGACGCGCGGAAACCUUAAAGAGAUCGGAUCCUCCUCUUUGUCUAGUUAUGGGCUACCCGGUUUGCUCACAAAUUUUGGAUAACGAAAAAGCCUUAGUCGAAGGUCUUCCGUAAAAUAAGCGGGCUCCUGAAUCUGCUGAAUGGGCAGCCGCAGAACAGGCAGCAAUAGUGCCUUAAGGCCUGGUUUGACACCUAGCUGGCGAUAACCUGCAUAAAGAUCUUAAGACAAUGCGGUACUACAUCGUAAUUGUUGCUUAUCAUCCAGUAACGUGCCACUCACCACCGUUCUUUACGCCUUAGGGUCCCGCCAAAGGCUAGGUGGAGCCGGGCGUCCUCAAAUUCCGCGAACUUUGAGGACUUGGGAAAUCUACUUCAAGCUACGACUCGUGACUCUUUAUGGUGUUGUUGAUAACCCCAUUGCUAGGUAUUAAGGUUUUUUGAAACCAAGCAGGUUUAUUUCAUUGCGUGACCCAGAAUAGAGUGCAAUUACAAAUCAAUGAUAUUUCUUAUUGUACAGCAGAUUACCGUUUCCAAGGGUGGCAGUUAAUUUCCGCAUAAUCCUAUGUCCACACAACGCUUACCAUUACUUCCCCGGUCGGUCGCCGUUGUGUCGUAAUACCGACAGUGCAGGUGCGGACAGCUAUUAUGUAGUUUUGACGACUAUCUGUGCUUCUCACUUCCCGGUUAUGAAGCGUCUGCCCUUCCGACUCGGGACUCGAACUCAAUCUUGCAAUAAUAUGGAGGUCGGAAUUAUCGGGCCAGUAAGCGCUCGCUCUGCGCUGUAAUAAACUUGGGUUAUUUUAUUACCAAAACUUUAAGUAAUGCCCUGCAGUAGUAGGCCUUCACAUCUUCUCCAAUAGUAUUGUAGUUUAUUUUUUCAUAAAUCCCCUGUGACUUAUUUUCCUUAAGACUACUGAUGCUUAAUUUGAAAGCCGUCUACCUUACAUGCUCCUCUGAUUCAUUUUCUCGCUUGUUCAAGGUCGAUCUGUGACGUCGGCACAUUCGGUCGUAAGCCAGAGAAGUGUUGCAUCGAGGUGUUCUACGGCGUCUACGGUGAAACCAUUUAAGUGA